AUGUUCACUCUCGGCCUGGCUCCCUUAAUCGCACAUAUUUUGUCCGGAGCGCCCCAGCCGUCGUACUUGACGAAUAGUCGACCGAAAUGGCAUGACGUGUUAUGUCACUACAACCCGGCAUCGAUUCUGUGGCGCUACGCCGCCAUUGCCGACAGACGUAUUCGAUCUCCGACGUGGAACUCCGCUGAUAUGGCUGUCGCGAACGCCAUAUUCUGGACUCAAAAUGGAUGGGACGGACAGGAGUCUAUGCUUGGACGUGCCCUGCCACACGCCUCACGGCUGCCGGACCAACCAACAGUCAAGUUACUAUCAUUGGAGAUGCUGAAAACUAUCAUUGUGUUUCUUCAGGGUGUUCAAGCGAUUACUUCUAUCCUUGGAAACUUCACAUCUUUCGGGGAUUAUACCACAAUGGAUACGGUUAGCGGCUUGUUUAUACCACUGGGUGCUAGUGGUCUUGCUAGAUUGUGGGCUGCGCAAUGGCUUACAGACGACUUCGCGUUCAUAGCCUCGGAUGACGUCGCUAUGCGACCUGGUCCAUACUCUGAGAAGGGUUAUGACCUCAGGGUGUCCGUUGACAGUCUAGUCUAUGACCCUGAUAGCAUGUGCUUGACGCCCAAAGCUACCUACCGUAUUUGGCGGAGUAGGAUAUUCAGGGCACUCUAUAUGGUGCCUGUUCUCAGCUGUUUCGCUCUCGACAUAUUGUUCCUUUCCCCAUGGAUCGGCACCUUCGGUCGGAAGGGGGUGUUCACAGUUUCGUCCUGGCUGAUGGGCUUCUACUACAUGACCAUCUUGGCGCCUACAACGCUUAUUCUGGGAAUAUACUUUACUCGAGGACCGCUACGCACGACCAUUAUUCCUUGUAUGUCGACGGUAUGGUAUAAGGCGUAUUGUCUGUUCUUGACCUUUUUCACGGUGGUGUUGAUUGCGGUGGCUGCUAUCGAAACCAGGAAAACGUUCUGCGGCAAAUAUACAACUUUACCACCGGAAUUUGAUCAUCCAUGUGCCAUUGGUCAGCAGCGGAUAAUCAUACUCGACUCUACUACCAACGGUCCGUUUGGGUUUGCGCAGGGCUUAGAGGCGGGCGGCCUGUUUGAGGUCGCGAACUUUACAGGUACCUGCCUAGGCAUUCCAGAUCCAGCAUCUCUAUGGCGGAACGCAACCAUCGCUAGUUGA
Molecule: messenger RNA, 1173 nt
Organism: Neoarthrinium moseri
Lineage: Eukaryota; Fungi; Ascomycota; Sordariomycetes; Amphisphaeriales; Apiosporaceae
Exons: 1
Coding region: 1-1173 (390 amino acids)
Source: RefSeq, a predicted model, not a curated record